CUUCGGUGUUCUAUCUCCUUAGGCAGGUACCUGUGCCCCUGUUACACGUUUGGCCAGGGCCUAAACUUAAUAAGAUCUGCUGCAAGUCGCAUUGCGUAUUGCGUUCCGGCGUCUUGGAAUCUUGGGUGACCUCGAUCAACAUUCCAUUAGCCAGCCAUUCCGUCUACUACUACUCCCCACUACAAUUCUUCUUAUAUAUCGAAACACCCCCGACAAAACCUACCGCGAUGGAUUUCGCUCCCUACCAAUCCUCUCCCCCCGAAAACAGCCGACCCUUCUCCCCUCCUCGGUCCAACGCCGCGUCGCCGCGCGCCUCCUUUGAUAAACGUCGGCCUUUCUCCCCUUCGCAGCAGCAGCAGCAGCAGCAGCAGCGCGGCUUUUCGUCCCCGCCGCCUUUGCAACAUCCGCAACCUCAACGUUCGUGGCAGUCCUCUCUUCCCGGAGCUGGCGUCGGUAGCGGGUACGCGCCUGAGACCGGGGCGUACGUGAGCGAGUUCGACACUAGCCUCGGCAUACGGUUGGAUUAUGAGGCUUGCCUAGCGUAUCUUGCGCUGCCGCCUCUAGGCGCAAUAAUAUUGCUGAUAGUGGAGCGGAAGAGCGACUUUGUUAGGUUCCACGCGUGGCAGUCUAGUCUGCUAUUCACCGUCAUUUUCAUCGUGCAUCUAAUCUUCUCGUGGUCGAAAUUCCUAAGCUGGGUCAUAUUCCUUGCGGAUCUGGGCCUGAUGGGGUGGCUAGCCCUGCGCGCAUAUCGGGAUGCGGACACGUUAGAUCGAUUCGAAGUUCCUAUUUUCGGCCAAAUAGCGAGUCGAAUACUCGACGACGAGUAAACCGCCCGUGUUAAUUCACCUAUGAUUGGAUCGGAUUUCCGGGACUGAUAUAAAGUCGGGAGAAGGCUUUGUUUUGCUGUAUAAUAUCGAUUACUAUUGCGCAUGAUGUAUAUACCCCAAGUGCCCGGAGCUGGCCUUUGUUUUAAUACCAACUAAUAUCAUCUGCUUGA
Molecule: messenger RNA, 997 nt
Organism: Daldinia decipiens
Lineage: Eukaryota; Fungi; Ascomycota; Sordariomycetes; Xylariales; Hypoxylaceae
Exons: 4
Coding region: 228-827 (199 amino acids)
Source: RefSeq, a predicted model, not a curated record